This is a messenger RNA of Gongylonema pulchrum, 648 nucleotides long. The record is from the annotation of a GenBank genome assembly. NCBI's taxonomy places the organism in Eukaryota, Metazoa, Nematoda, Chromadorea, Rhabditida, Gongylonematidae.
AUGUUCAGUUCAAGCUCUCAUCACAGUACCAGCGGCAGUGGAUCUCACGCAUCAUCAGGUGGUCAUCGAUCCUCAAAUUUAAAUGCAACUCGUGUGCAGAGUAGGUCGCGAACCAGCGAUGACCCUCAUAUUGGCAAAUACAAAUUGCUCAAAACAAUUGGCAAAGGAAAUUUUGCUAAGGUGAAACUUGCGAAACACAUUCCUACGGGUAUUGAAGUGGCGAUUAAGAUUAUUGAUAAAACUGCACUAAAUCCAAGCAGCCUUCAUAAGUUAUUCCGAGAAGUAAAGAUAAUGAAGCAGCUGGAUCAUCCAAAUAUCGUGAAAUUGUACCAAGUGAUGGAAACUGAAAACACAUUAUACCUGGUCAUGGAAUAUGCAAGUGGUGGUGAGGUUUUCGAUUACUUGGUGGCCCACGGCAGGAUGAAAGAGAAAGAAGCACGUGCGAAAUUCCGUCAGAUUGUUUCAGCAGUGCAGUAUCUCCAUCAGAAGAGUAUCAUUCACAGGGAUUUGAAGGCGGAAAAUUUGUUGCUCGAUUCCGAUAUGAAUAUCAAAAUAGCCGAUUUUGGCUUUAGCAAUCAGUUUGUCAUAGGUACGGGUUUUUUUUUGCUCUUACAGUGUACAGAAAAAAAAAAGAAGUUUGAGGCAUAA